This is a messenger RNA of Carya illinoinensis, 1356 nucleotides long. Its product is annotated as peroxidase 11-like. The transcript is spliced from 4 exons. The record is from RefSeq and is a predicted model, not a curated record. The coding region runs from base 1 to 1143 and encodes 380 amino acids. Gene Ontology annotation, biological process: response to oxidative stress; hydrogen peroxide catabolic process. NCBI's taxonomy places the organism in Eukaryota, Viridiplantae, Streptophyta, Magnoliopsida, Fagales, Juglandaceae. Gene Ontology annotation, molecular function: heme binding; peroxidase activity.
AUGAAAAAAACUCACAAACAAGCUACAAAUUCCCCACGUUCCUUACACUUGUAUAUAUCUCUCAUCAGUCUCACCCAUCUCUCCCACUCUCGAAAUUAUCCCAAGAACAUGAUAAUGGCAAAAAUGGCGUUUUCCCUUCAUUCAAAGCCCCUUGUUCUGCAAUUCAUGCUUGUGAUUCUCUUCCUUCUUGGAACCAGAUUGCAUGCAGCUGACCCUUCUCUAACGCUAGAUUAUUAUGCAUCUACUUGUCCGGUUGUGCUUGAGACUGUCAAGAAAGAAAUGGAAUGCGCAGUGCUGUCCGACCCACGUAACGCGGCCUUGGUUGUGCGAUUACAUUUCCAUGACUGUUUCGUUCAGGGAUGCGAUGGAUCAGUUUUGCUCGAGGACACAAUUACGUUGAAAGGAGAGAAGAAAGCCCCCCCCAACAUACACUCUUUAAAAGGUUUCAGAAUUAUUGAUAGGAUCAAGAACACGGUUGAAUCAGACUGCCCUGGGAUUGUCUCUUGUGCAGAUAUACUCACCAUUGCUGCGAGAGAUGCUGUGCUCCUGGUUGGUGGACCUUAUUGGGAUGUUCCUCUAGGAAGGAAGGAUUCUGUCACUGCAAGUUAUGAGCUGGCAAACUCAAAUCUUCCUAAAGCAGAAGAAGGCCUGCUGUCUAUCAUUUCCAAGUUUCUUUACCAAGGCCUCUCAGUCACAGACAUGGUAGCUCUUGCAGGGUCACACACAAUAGGAAUGGCACGCUGUGCCAGUUUUCGAUCAAGGAUCCAUGGAGACUGGGAAGCAACAACUUCGGGAUACGAUCCAAUCUCUGAGUCACACCUGAGCAACUUGAAAUCUGUCUGCCCACCUAUUGGAGGAUCAGACAAUAACAUAUCAGCCAUGGACUAUGUUACUCCUAACCUCUUCGACAAUUCAUUCUACCAUUUACUGUUGAAAGGGGAGGGGCUGCUAAAUUCAGACCAGGAAAUGUAUUCAAGCGUGUUUGGUCUCGAAACAAAGGAGCUUGUGAAGAAGUAUGCAGCAGAUCCACUUGCUUUCUUCCAGCAAUUCUCGGAUUCAAUGGUGAAAAUGGGAAACAUCACAAACCCGGAAAGUUUUGUCAGUGGAGAAGUUAGGAGAAACUGCAGAUUUGUCAACACAUGAGCUACAAAUCCAGAUUGUUAAAACAGCUGGGAUUGGUACUUUAAAUAAGCUGUUAUAUCAGUGAAAACAUAGAUUUAUGUAUCAAAGCGGCAGAAAAGAAAAAUAUUCAUGGAAAAAUGUCAGCUGGCCGGAAGUUAAUGUUUAUUCAUUUUGUCUUUCAAUGUCAAAAGUUGACAUGCCUUGCCAUUCUUAUCGGAUGUGUUUUAUAUUGAA